Apis florea (little honeybee) is the source of this 6146-nucleotide messenger RNA. RefSeq lists its product as uncharacterized. Gene Ontology annotation, cellular component: extracellular region. The record is from RefSeq and is a predicted model, not a curated record. Lineage: Eukaryota; Metazoa; Arthropoda; Insecta; Hymenoptera; Apidae. Gene Ontology annotation, molecular function: chitin binding.
CAAUUUAUUAACUCGCAUUUUCAAAGGUGGAUACGCCAAGUUCACCGGUUUAAAAACGUACAACAAGAAUCUGAAAACCUUAUUGGCCAUCGGUGGUUGGAACGAAGGCUCGAGCAGGUUCUCGCCCAUGGUAGCCGACCCUGGCAGAAGGCGAGAAUUCGUCAAAAACGCGAUCAAGUUUCUUCGAAAGAAUCACUUCGACGGUCUCGAUCUCGACUGGGAAUAUCCCGCGUUUAGGGACGGUGGAAAGCCUCGGGACAAGGACAAUUACGCCAACCUGGUGCAAGAACUGAGGGAGGAGUUCGAGAGGGAGGCGUCGAAGACUGGAAGACCGAGACUGUUGCUCACGUUGGCGAUGCCUGCCGGCAUCGAGUACAUCGACAAAGGUUACGAUAUACCCAGAUUGAACGAAUACUUGGAUUUCGUCAAUCUCCUUUCCUACGACUACCAUUCGUCUUACGAACCUGCCGUCAAUCACCAUGCCCCCCUCUACCCCCUGGAAGAGGACAACGAGUACAACUACGACACCGAAUUGACGAUCGACUACACGGUUAAUUAUCUGCUGAAGAAAGGCGCCACCUCGGAGAAGAUUAUUCUGGGGAUCCCAACGUAUGGAAGGUCUUACACGCUUUUCAAUCAAGACGCCACCGAUCUAGGAUCGCCGGCAGAUGGCCCAGGAAUCGAGGGCGACGCUACUCGAGAGAAAGGCUAUCUUGCUUAUUACGAGAUUUGCGAGAGCUUGGCGCAAUCGAACGACUGGGAAGUGAUCGAGCCUAAUCCUGACGCGAUGGGCCCAUACGCGUUCAAAGAGGAUCAGUGGGUAGGUUACGACGACGAGGAUAUAGUGAGGUUGAAAGCGAGAUACGCGAACGAGAAGAAGUUGGGUGGAAUAAUGUUCUGGACGAUCGACAACGACGAUUUCCGGGGGAAAUGUCACGAUCGGCCGUAUCCCUUGAUCGAGGCGGCGAAAGAGAGCCUCUUGGCCGACGGCACGAACACCGUUCAGAAGUCGAAACCGAUCGAGAGCCGCAAAAAGUCUCGGGUUCAAGGGGCUCGAAGCGACACAGAGAGAAGGAAAAAUGGCGGACGAGGCGGCACAACUGCGACACCUGUCUCGAAAAAUCGUGUUUCCACUUCUUCGAGGCCGAGGUAUCGAACGUUCACGCGGCCAAGAGCGAACGAACAGGACGAGGAGGAAGAGCGAGUCGACAGGCGGUCCUACGAUUCUACGUCCGAGGACGAGGAGAGGGAAGAGGAGGAGGAAAAUUCGGAGAGAGGGAACGCGGUUAACGGCGCGAACAAGCGCGAAAGAUCUAGAGAGAGGAAGAAAAGUAGGGGGGCGAAGAAUCGAUCGAGUUCGAGCAGGAAUCGCAGGAAGCAAGUUCGUCGUAAGGAAGAGGGCAACAAUGGCCUCGAUUCGAAGGAAGAAUCGUUGAGUAAUAAACUGACUACUCCUGAACCUCCGACCACUCCCGAUCCUGGAACAGAUUUCAAGUGCGAGGACGAAGGAUUUUUCCCCCACCCUCGAGACUGCAAAAAAUACUUUUGGUGCUUGGACAGCGGCCCGGGAGGUUUGGGCGUGGUGGCGCAUCAGUUCACCUGUCCUUCCGGAUUGGUGUUCAACAAGGCAGCCGAUUCCUGCGACUAUCCUCGCAACGUCGCGUGCCCGAAAUCGAAGACGUCGGCGUCGACGACCAGGGCGCCGAUAACAGCCGCCACAAGUCGCACCACUUACUUAUACAGCACCACCACGCGUCGACCUUCCACCGUGAAACCGGAUCCGGAGGAAGAAUACGAGUAUUACGAGGACGAGGAAGAAGAAGAAGAGGAAGAAGAGGAAGAGGAGGCCAAGGUGACUUCCACUCCCAAAACGCUAUUGUACAAAACGAUCACCAGAAACAACAAGCCUAGCACUGCCAGUACUACUACUACCACAACAACAACUACUACUACAACGGAGGCGGCUUUCUCAAAAUCGAUCGAUUCGGAGGACGAAGAGGAUCCCAAGGUUAUAAAGGAGCUGAUAACGCUGAUCAAGAAAGCAGGUGGUAUAGAGCAAUUGGAGAAGCAGUUGUUGCUUCAAGACAAAAAUGAGAGUUCGGCGAACUCUGGCGGAGAGAGUGCUGCUACACCAGCCACUAUAAGUCGCACCUUGUACGAGCGCGUGUUGAAUCGUCAGGCUGGUAAAGUUACGAGCAGGCAGAGACCUUCGACGAAUACGAAUUUCGCGAAUGGGCCGGGGAGAGCGCAGUUCGAGGGAUUGGAAGAGGUUCCAGAGGUGAAGGGAUUGAGACGAUCGCAGAAACCGAAAUACGUGACCAUCGAGAGACCAAAACACUCGACGAAGGAACCGCCACUGGACGGGGAAGAGGUGGAGGAAGAGGAGGAGGAUCUGGACGGAGACAACACGGACGUGGCUUCCUCCGAGGAGCAAACGAUUAGCAAUCCUUUUCUAGCCGGCUCGACGCAGAGGGCGACGCCUAAUUACAUCGAUAUAAGACGCGCUCGACCCACGACAUCGAGGAGAGACGAGAACGACGUUGAGGAGAGGAGCAAGGAUGGAGAGGAGGAGGCGCCAAUUCGACGCCGACGUCCAAGCAAGACGAGCUCAUCCGAAAAUGUUAAAGACGAAGAAUCUCGUUCAUCCACGAGCGAAGAAAACUCGCAAACGACUAAAUCCAGAUACGUGAGCGUGCAAAGAUUCAGAAGCACGACUCCCCAAUCGACGGAGGCUGCUGUCUCGGAGAUUGUUGCAUCGACCACGGAAUCGAUCGUUUCGGUCGAGCCGUCGAAAAUCGGCGAGGAGAAAAUAGAUACGACGAUCAGCCCGUUAACAAAUAUCUUACCUUUGAUCGGUUCAUCCUCGACACCCAACGACGACAUCCUCCCCGUUGAAACGGAGGCGGGAAGAACGGAAGAAGCCGAGACGGAGAGAGCGAUCCUCUCGACGACUCCGGAGCCCAGCUCGACCACCGACCCCGUGAAACUCGUGGAAGAUUCGGCGACGGAGAUCCUGUUGACCACAGCGCCAGCCAGCUUGUCCACGUUGUCGAUUCCGAAUACGAGGAUCAGCACCGCGUCGGUAUCUCAGCCGAGGCCGUUCGGCUUUAACCGAAGAAACAGGCCGUCGUCGACCGAGUCUACGACCACCACCACCACCACUCCAUUGCCACCGUCCAACGAUCAGACGAGGUCCAAGGUGGCCAACACGGAAGUUAAUAGACUGCCAACCCUCAAGGAACUAAUCGGUUAUCAAACGAACAAUUACAUCGCCACCGGUUCAUCGCCCGUAUUCUUGAAUUCGUUUCCUCUCACAGCGAAGAGCGAAGAGGUUUUAUCGCGUGAGAAAAAUGCUGAUCGCGUUCUCGAAGAGGUUAUCAUUGAAAAGAAUACGAUUUUCAACGAUACAGAACUUAGAUCUUGGAACAAACACGAUCACAGGAUACAAAAUGAUUUUCAAUCAGAUUUAACCUUAGAUGGUAUAGACGCAUAUUACGUCGAGGACGAUACUUCGUUCGCUAACAAAAAGAGAAUCGAUCGUGAAGAUUCGUCAGAAAUCAGUCUGAAGCCUACCACUAUGCGUGGCAUUCCGUUGAUCAACUUGCUGCACAGCCAAGUUCCGCGUGGUUUUUACGUCACUAGAAGCGAAACGGAACAUUCAACAUCGAAAAGAGUAAAGAUCGACGCGUUAACUCCCCAAUUUACCACCUUAUCUAUGGAGACUGGCGAAAAUAUUCCUUCUGGGAUCGCUGAAAAAGUUGGACAAUCCGAUGGAAAAGUGAUUACCGAGCACGAUAACACCGAAGAAAAUCUUAAGUCUGACGUUACCACGACAUUUAAUACCGAAUUAUCCGUGAAAAAUAGUAGAAAUGAAACUAGAAUCGAGGAUAGAGUGGAAAGCACAUCUGUUUCAACGGAUCAAGUGCAAAUGGAAAAAAAUGUAUCAUCGAUAAUAAAAUUCACCGAGAUUUCAAUUCCGGAAGAAAAUGUAAUAACUUCUUCGAUUUCCACACCUCUAUCUUCUUUAACCGAUUCGUCACCUUCUACGCUUACCUCCCGAUCUUCUAACGAAUCCGAGAUUAUUAAUUCUACAAUCGAAAAAUCCUUAACCAACGAUCGCAAUACUCCUUCUAUUUUGAAUACCGUAAUUUCUGUAACUGCAAUACCAUUCAACGUUACGACUGAUACAAACUUAUUAGAAUCAGACGUAACGGAAUUAUAUAUGGAGAAUAUAACGCAUCCUGCAGAUUUAGAAAAAAGUUAUUCGAUAAGUAGUCAAAAUAGAGGAAAAUCUACGAAAAAUGACGAAGAAUUCAAAUCGAUUUUAUCGACCACGACGCUUUCUUCGACUAGCACUGUGGAAACAUCGGUUACCGACACGACAAUCAAUGUGCAUGGUGAAAAAAUUAAAUUUACGACCAGGAAUUACGAAUUUGGUCAUAAAUUUCGGAGACGUGGUCAGAAUCGUUAUUACGUGAAUCGAUUGAACAAAGAUCAAAAGAAUUUAACGAAAGUAGUCGAAAGAACGCAAAAUUCUCGUCGUAAAAUUAUAGGUUAUCGAAGACCGCUACGCAGACCUGUUUUCAAUGGUAAAGCUGUGAACGACUCGUUCGUUUAUGAAGUAACCACUUUAAAAGAAACGAAAGUGAAUGAUUCCAUAAGAAAUUCAAAUGAUUGGAAAGACAUGAACAAAGAAGAACCAAACGUGGAAAAGAAGUUAAUGUCAAAGGCAAAUCAAACAGGAAACGAAGCUGUUUUCGACGAAGAACAUCUUCGGAUCGAGGAGAAUAUCGAUCGAUCCGAAUCCGAGGUGAAUUCCUCGAAGAAUACGGUAACAUCUCGUACACCAGGAAAUUUGUCGUCGACCAGAUUGAGAAAACCCACUGCAUUCACUUUGACGCCAUUGCAAAGCAAAACUUCAAACACAUUCGCGAAUCAUCGAAAGACUCAUCUGACCGAUGGAAAAUUACAAACUGUUGUUAACGAAACACUGGAUACCGUGGAUGAAAGAACGGAAACUUCGAAACCUGAGAAAGAUAUCGAUCAAAAUAGUAGAGCACAAGAAAUCGCGGUCACAUUGGCGGAUCCACCGUCUGUGCAAUCAUCAACCACCGGUACACACAACUUGUUAAAUCCUCCACCAUCAGAUUUCUUAAUCUAUUUAAACUAAAAUAUCAGGUCGCGCGCAUAUUUCACUUUCGUUCAUCACUUGGGAUAUAAUUUCUCAUCGCACCGUAAUCUUCGACUUAUAAUUUCCUCUAUUCUUCCUGGCGAAUCAAUCGGUGUCACUUGACCGAAAUUUACUCUCAUUUACUGACUUCUAAUUUUUGUGUACUUCUUCCAUACUGAAACUCAAACCACUGUGAAACCUUUAUGAGGUUUACCAUCAAGAACUAAUCACAUUGUUAUUACUUUCGAAGAGGUAUAUCAUUUUUUUGGGGAUUUAAUAGAAGCUAAUCAAACAUCUCUUGACAAUUCUACCUCGUCGAUCUCAUAAUCGUCUCUAUCCUCUAUUUCUCUAAUCUUAUUUGACCUUACUAUACUAUAUGUCUCCACCCUAUAUAUAUCAUAUUUUUCUUCGCCUUUCUCAUCACUGUAUCAACAGCAUAAUGCGAAUUACUAAUGCAAUUAUAACUUUCAAGCACAUUGAUACUCUUUCCCUCCUCUCGUCUGCAUCCUCCCCACACGUGCAGACGCACAUCUCGUUCUUCACGCUGGACAUACAUCAUGUUUUAUGUUUUCUUUUUCCACGGGUUUUUAACGGGAUUCUUCUAGUCUAUUUUAUUGGGGAAAUCGAAUAUAACUAAUAGAGUUGAACGAUCAGGUCGACCAUCGUUACGGAACGCCCUGAAGCGCAAAAUAAGCACUACGGUUGCACCUAGAACAGAUGCAACGACAAGCAGGGCUAACCUCAAGUUUACACCGGCUCUCAGUGAUCGACAGAAGCCGAGAACGAAGGAUAAAACUCAUCGAAGCUCGACGACAACAAGGCCUAGACAACGACAGCCUGUUGUCGAUUAUGAUUAUUACGAGGAUGAGGAGGAACCGGUGAUCGGAAAAUCGACCUUCAAUGGAAAACUCUUUCUCACGAGCAAAGGAACUUUUCGAUGCUUGGACCAAGGCAAUUUUCCUCAUCCUUAUUCUUG